AUGGGACAAGCUACUGCUCUACAGGAGGUUGCGACAGGACGGUACCUUCGUGAAGCUUGGGCAACGUUCACUCGCGACCCUGCCGGCAGGUUUUCGCAGAAAUUGCACUGGCCGACGGUUGGCAGUAAGAGGACCAAUGUGAUUGCAUUGGCAUUGAAUAGUACCGUAGAGGCUGUGCAAAGUGCAUAUGAGAACGAUUCGUAUCACUUCAGUGUUCGGUAA
Cladophialophora bantiana CBS 173.52 is the source of this 222-nucleotide messenger RNA. RefSeq lists its product as uncharacterized. The transcript has a single exon. The coding region runs from base 1 to 222 and encodes 73 amino acids. The record is from RefSeq and is a predicted model, not a curated record. Lineage: Eukaryota; Fungi; Ascomycota; Eurotiomycetes; Chaetothyriales; Herpotrichiellaceae.